Molecule: messenger RNA, 977 nt
Organism: Sipha flava (yellow sugarcane aphid)
Lineage: Eukaryota; Metazoa; Arthropoda; Insecta; Hemiptera; Aphididae
Gene: Pcmt
Product: protein-L-isoaspartate(D-aspartate) O-methyltransferase
Exons: 6
Coding region: 208-894 (228 amino acids)
Biological process (GO): protein modification process
Cellular component (GO): cytoplasm
Molecular function (GO): protein-L-isoaspartate (D-aspartate) O-methyltransferase activity
Source: RefSeq, a predicted model, not a curated record
UAUUAAUAAUAUUAUUUCUGGUUGUCAAUUUUCACGUAUGAGCUGUUCAAUAAUACAGUAUUUUAAAGUUUUUAAUAUUGAACAUUUUAAAACUACUUACAAAGAAUUGUAUUUCUCAUAUGAUAUAGUAUUAAUUGUGAACAAAGCAUAAGCUAACAUAAACUGAUAACCGUUUCUUAAAGUAUUCAUUUUUUAAUAUUUGCUUCAAUGGCUUGGAAGUCUCAUGGUCGUAGUAAUAUUGAACUUGUUCAGCACUUAAGAGCAAACAAUAUUAUUAAAAGUGAUAAAGUUGAAACAAUAAUGAAAGCUGUUGAUAGAGGAAAUUUUGUAUCAACAUCACCAUACUUAGAUCAACCACAAGGUAUUGGCUAUGGAGUAACUAUUAGCGCACCUCACAUGCAUGCAUAUGCUUUGGAAUUAUUAAAAGAUCAAUUAGUGGAUGGUGAACGAGCUUUAGAUAUUGGUUCUGGAUCUGGAUAUUUAACUGUUUGUAUGGCUGUUAUGUUAGGAGAAAAAGGCAAAGCUGUUGGUAUUGAUCAUAUACCUGAACUUGUUGAAAAAUCUAUCAACAACGUUAGAAAAGAUAAUCCUGAACUUUUAAAUUCCCAAAGAAUUAUUUUAGAAACUGGCGAUGGAAGAUUAGGACUAGAAAAGUAUGCUCCGUAUAAUGCUAUUCAUGUUGGAGCAGCAGCAGAAAAAAUUCCACAACCGUUAAUUGAUCAACUGAAACCUGGUGGAAGACUUGUAUUACCAGUAGGACCAAAGAAUGGAGACCAGGUAUUGCAAGUGAUAGAUAAAAAAUUAGAUGGUUCAUUAUCCAAGGAAAAGUUGAUGGGUGUUAUAUAUGUACCACUAACAGAUGCAGAAUCUCAAAGAAGUAAAAGAAAUUAUUGACUAUGCUUAUAAUUACAAAAUUAUAUGUUACCUAUUUACACUAUACUGAAUAAUCAGUUUCAUUCAAAAUAAUAUCAUUAGUA